CUACUGUCAGUAAAAGUACUGCUACUGUCAGAAAAAGUACUGCUACUGUCAGAAAAAGUACUGCUACUGUCAGUAAAAGUACUGCUACUGUCAGUAGCAGUACUGCUAGGAGCAGAGAUUUUUAUCGUUGUGGUCCGACGGUUAAGCCACAAACGAAUGUCCGACGUC
Molecule: messenger RNA, 168 nt
Organism: Trichomonas vaginalis G3
Lineage: Eukaryota; Parabasalia; Trichomonadida; Trichomonadidae
Exons: 1
Source: RefSeq, a predicted model, not a curated record